GUGACGGUGACAGUUCCUCAUGACGUCAUCAAUCGGGACAACAUCCCUCGUUCCAAGGAUGCAAGUUGUACUUGAACUAAAUAUUGUUAAUCGUUCAGCAAAUUGUCCGAACAAAUUCGUUACGAAAAAUAUCGAGAAUAACGUCGUAAUAUUAAAAAUGCGUGUACUGUGAUUAUUCGCGUCGAGAAAAGUAACACUUCAGCGAAUAUUAAACAUCCCGUGUAGAUACGCAACAAGCGUUGAUGCACGAGAUACGCAUCGAUUUUGCCGGGAAAACAUGAGUGAUAGAAAUAAAAAAGUGGUGAAUGUAAAUCUUAUGGAUGGUAGUGCAUUUCGAAUUGAAUGUCAAUCAUUGUAUGCGACAGAUGUACGACGAAAAGCAAAGGACAUGGCACACCUGUAGAUACGAAAUGCCGGACUAGUGGAAGUUGAAGAGUAGAAAAUAAAUAAUCAGAAAGCAGUAGAAGAUAGAAAAAGAAUUGAGCCAUACGUAGUGACUACAUCAUACAGGAAUAUAUAAGGAUAAUGAGUCACGCUCAGCAGCAUGUACUUGCAAGUGCAAUAGUUCUUUCUCUGAUAGUGGUCUUUGGCAUCCAUGUCUUCCUGUUUCCCAUGUACACAUCCAACCCACCAGCCCGCCAUAUAAGGAUUUCAACAUAUGAACAAGCUCUUUGUCGCACUACCUUAAAGAAUAUCAGAAUACCACCAGAGUGGAGGAAUCCUUGUCCCAAGUUUGGAAUAGUUUCUGCAGUUCAAGGUGGUAGGCUUGGGAAUCAGAUCUGGGAAUAUGUAUCGGUGUGGGCUACUGCAAGAAGGACCGGCUUGGAACCAUUUAUGCCACGAUGCAUAUUAAAAACUCUUGAAGAAUACUUUGAAAAUCUCAGUAUUCCACCACUCAGUUACAUUGGAAGAUGUAACUUAGAUGUUAGUCAAGUUGUUAAUUCUCUUGGACAAUGGAACAGUACAGAACAGAAUAUCAUUAUACCAAGACAUGCAGCCUAUUGGUCUCUUAUUCUGGUGUGGUUGGAUGAUGUACGAAGAGAAUUUACAUUCAAGCCAAAUUUAAGAGCUUAUGCAGAAAAAGUAUUGAAAGAGGUGGCAGAGGAAUUUAAUUUGUCUGAACCAACAUUUGUAAGCAUACAUAUACGAAGAACAGAUUAUGUGGAUUACUUAUGGCAAAAAUUAAAGAUUAGACCUGCACCAGUCAGCUAUUAUUUCGCGGCAAUGGAUUACUUUAUUGGCAAGUAUCGUAAUGUAGUUUUUGUAGUAACUAGCGAUAAUAUAGUUUGGUGCAAGUAUAAUUUGAAUAGUAAAAGACAUAGAAUCAAAUUCGUGUCUGAUAUGAAUGCAAGAGGUCCAGGCAAAGAUCUUGCAGUUUUAUCAGCAUGUAAUCACAGUAUUAUAGAUUAUGGUACAUACGGUUCGUUUGGCGCAAUUCUAGCUGCUGGUGAAACCGUUGUAUAUAAUGUAACGACAUACUUUUCUACAUUAAUUGCUGAAGUUUUGCCAAACUGGAAGAUAAUGAGUUGAACAAAAAUCAAAAAUUAUCCUAUGGAUCUCAAAUUAAAACUAAUCAUGUACAAAUAUUUUAUUGAAAAUACUUUUUAUACAAAGUUAUUUCGUUCAAUUUUAUAAUGCGAAGAUUAUAUUAUCUAUAUUUCUUUCAAAAUUAAAAUUGCUACAAAAUUUUCUAUAACAUUUUUUUAUUAGCACGAACGUUUUGCUUAUUGCUUACAAUUCCUUAGAAGAGCGUUUUUCUUAAAUAUAACAUCCAACAUUUUUAUUUAUUAUUCCAAUAUAGUAAAAAAGCAGCAUAUAGAUAUUUAUCACAAAAGGCAAAGUUUGUCAUUAAAAGGUUUAUUGCAUACUCAUAUCUUUUCAACAAUUUCUAAAAACCCAAAUGAAAGUGUAGCGUUAUAUUUUACAAAAUUUUUAUCAAAAUAGUAUAACUAUAACGCUGGCAAAUUAUAUAUUUAGAAACAGUAUGCAUAGUUUUCCACUUAAUUAUGGCACUAUGGAAUGAAAAUGUUAGCAAUCCAUGCACCUUUAAUAGUAGUAUACUUUGAAGAAUAUAUAAGAAUCUAAUAUACAUAGAAGAGGGAUAUAUACAUACAAUGGAACAAUGGACCACUAAUGUCUAAAAUUAAAACAGAUGCUUAUUUUUUUUACUAUCUAUGAUUCAUGCGGCUCUGAGAAAUUAAAUAGAUUCAAUAUUCUUUUGACACGAUGAACCAAUGAACUGAGACUAAUCUAAAAAUCUGCAAGAAGACUUUACGGUGGUCGAAUUUAAGCAAUGAAAUUAUUGGGUGUCUAUACUAUUAUUUCUAAAAUCAUGAUCUCUUAAUUAUUUAUUUCGUGAUAUAACAUAAGCAACCAAAAAUAAGAUAUAGUUAUAUUGCAUUAUAUAUAUUAUAUUUAAGAUGACUUUCAAGUGUGAAGAAAGUUACAAUCAGAUUUGCAAAUGUAGAAAAAAGGAAAUAUGUAUUAACAAACCAUAGCUCUUAUGAUGUACAAUGAUUUCAACUGUGAUUCUAUUUCUUAUUGUGCCAAAUUCUUAAUAUACAUACAUAUAUAAAAAUAUAUAUGUAUACAUACAUAUAUAAUUGUAUGUCUGUACAAAAAAGUAUAUGCAUUCACUUAUACGUGUAUGCGUAUAUACAUACAUAAUAAGAUUAUAACUAUACAAAACAUAAAAAAAAAUAACAAUGAAUUAUUUAUUUCUUCACGUAAUAGUCAAAUGUUUUUGAAACAGAAAAAAUCAAUAGAUUUGAAGGAAAGGUAUUUUACAUAAACCCAAUAUAUAUAUGUAUAUAUACAUAUAUAUACUUAUAUAUACACAUAUAUAAGUGUUUGAAUCUUAUUAACCACGUGACCUGAUAUAUUCGAUUUAUAAUAUUUUGUAAAUUAGAAUAGUAAAUGUGUCUAUGUCUAUAUAUGUUAUAAUAUCUAUAUAAAAAUCUAUAUAUAUAUAUACAUCCAUAUAUAUAUACAUACAUAUAUAUAUAUAUAUAUAUAUAUAAAGCAUCUUCAGUAUAAUUGUGCCUGUUAAUUGUUAAAUAAUUAUAAAAAAAUGUACUAUGGAGAUGCAUGAUGAUUUACAAUUGAAAUAAAUGAUAACGAAAUUAAGUAAAUAAUAGAACAGAUGGAAUUGUACAAGUAUACAACUAUCAGGCACCAAUAUGAUCUACUCUGUACAUUCUGUGAUAAUUUUAUGUAAUUUAUAAAAAAAAAUAAAGCAGAUGCGUUCUAAAA
Molecule: messenger RNA, 3252 nt
Organism: Bombus pyrosoma
Lineage: Eukaryota; Metazoa; Arthropoda; Insecta; Hymenoptera; Apidae
Product: galactoside 2-alpha-L-fucosyltransferase Sec1-like
Exons: 3
Coding region: 526-1530 (334 amino acids)
Biological process (GO): carbohydrate metabolic process
Cellular component (GO): membrane
Molecular function (GO): galactoside 2-alpha-L-fucosyltransferase activity
Source: RefSeq, a predicted model, not a curated record